AUGAGUAACACCAUUGACAACGACGCAAGUUUCAUCAUUUUGCAAAAACAAAUCAGUCGUAAAUUGAUGGCCAAGACAUUAAUGCUAAAUAGCAAGGUUCCUUCGCAACAAUUCAACCACAUAACAACAUUAAAAGAUGAUAUUCCAUUUCCUCUCUGGAUUUUACACAAGAUAAAAGAAAUAAACACCUUGGUUGAUGCAGAAGACUUCUGCGAUGUGACAAAUCCUGAUAUCUAUCGAAUCCUAAUGUGCUCAGAAAACUUUGAAACUCUAAUCAAUAACACAUUUAUUCCCACUUUAGAACAAGAAGACAGCCCAGAGGUUGGCUUACCUGACGAUUUAAUUAUGCUAGUAUGA
Lodderomyces orthopsilosis Co 90-125 is the source of this 357-nucleotide messenger RNA. RefSeq lists its product as uncharacterized. The record is from RefSeq and is a predicted model, not a curated record. Lineage: Eukaryota; Fungi; Ascomycota; Pichiomycetes; Serinales; Debaryomycetaceae. The coding region runs from base 1 to 357 and encodes 118 amino acids. The transcript has a single exon.